UGCAACAAUUUUUCCGUAUCCAUCCAAAUUGAGCAAUAAACGAACACACUGUAAAAUCCUGAUUGUACCUGCCUCUGACCGUCGCCGCUGUGGGACCUAUCUAUAGAAGGAAAGAGAUGACCCUUGACUCACAAAUUCGCACACACGGUACGAUCUCCAGCAGAUCAUGAACAAUAGCAUGAUCAAAUGUGCCACAAAGUCGCUAGCGUGCGGGUCGAUCUGUGCUCACAGUGAGGUGUUAAAAAACGACAAAGUGCAUGCCGAAAAAUCGAAGUCCAAGCCAGUGAAUUUCGCGUUGAAAUCGGUCAUUGCAUGAAUAGGCACUCUAUUCUGGCCACCCAGUCGUGGGCCACGUGGAUUAAAAAUCCAAGCAAGGCUUACUGCCUCCAAAGGUAAUACAGUGCUUAGUCGUUUCAUGUCAUAGAACUAAUAGACAGAUUUAGCUCUCAUUGCAUGUGGAAGCCGCUGACUACAGUCAAUAUACUCGCCGUUAGAGCCCGAUCCAAGGUUGUAAGAACUCGCCCAAGGCUCGGAUAGGUAACUAAACUCUUGACAUGAUAGCUCCAGAUUCAACAUGGUGGCUUGAUUUUCAGCUCUCCGAUAGCUGCAUGCAAUCCCAGCUUGUUUGACGCCUAAGAAUCUACGGGAAGGCCUUCUACUUCAGGUAAUGACAUGGACUGAUGAUUUUCAGCUUAAGCUAAAAUGUAUCUACCUCAACAGAGGGCCUUUUUUAAUGCACGUCCAACACAGCUACAUUCCGAGUGCGAGGAAGCAAUGCAGUAGCCGCAUGCACUUUCCCAUGCUACGCAGAACGGGGGAACAAGUGUGAUCUGCAACAAGUGUGUGCAAGGCGUGACAACUCCACAGCGUGCGACAUUACAACGUGCAACAACACUCAAUCGUGCGACAUCGUCGGUGCAUUCGUGAGACACUGCUGUGACAACGUCCGUCCGGCGGUAGCGCAGAUAGUUCGAGGCAUUGGCGCUACACUCAGUGGUGCAUCAACGCAACAUUUGCGUAUUACCAGUUCUUCUACGAGUGCAUGGUGCGACAUCAACGAACGUUAGGUUUCUGCAGCGGUUAUACGGGGCCCCCAACGAUGAAGAAUCUAUUGUAAUAGAUAUGCAGGUACACUAGGAAUAAGAUCAAAUCCAGCAUUAUAUAUGUAUAUGCAGCAUACACUACCUUCUUGAGUAUUUUGCUUGAGUAUCGUUUGAGUCUAGUUUGAGUAUCAAACCCUCCCGACCACUAUUCCGGAGGGCACUCGGUGCUGUUGUCUAUAGCUAGCCGGGGCAACCAAGAAGCGGUCGCAAUAAGCCCGCGGGUGCAUUUUUAUAGUUGUACCAUUCUAAGCACUUUAGUAGAUAUAAGCGUUAUUUGUCACAUUGGCGCCCAGACUAAAAAACCCACUUCGCGUUUCGUUACAACUCGCGUAACGGUUCUGUCAAGUGAGUGAUCAGUGAGUGAAGAAGUGCAAUAUCGGUAAUUAGUGAAAGUGAAAUUCAGAAAUGGAUCUGAACCAGCUGACCCCGGAGGAGAUUGAUUUCGAGCUCCUGUUACGAAACACUACGGGAAUUCGAGGAAAGAACUUGGAAUGGAAGAUUUCGCGGCUGCAACAGCUGCUGGACAGUGAGCAGGAUGGAUCACCGGCACCAAGGUAUUCAUCGCAUGUGGUUUCGGACAUGGACAGCAUUUACCACUGCCAAACAACAAUUUCGCCGAUUUUCCACGCUCUCAAUGCAGCUUUUAAGCAGCAAAAUGAAGCGCAGGUGACUUCGUUGCGAUCGAGACUACUGCACUACAAAUUCAGGCUCUCGCUUAUAACCGAAGCCACGAUUUUGGACGAAGCCAAAAAAUCGUUGACAAAGAUUUGCAACGCUCUGCACCAAAUUGACGAGUUCCUGAACGACAAAAACAUAGAACACCAGAGCGACACAAAGGAUCCGGAAGAUCUUCCAAGCGACCCGGAGACACUGAAGCGGCUAAAGAUCGCACAGCUGCAAUCGAGCAUCGACGAGGCAGAUAAGCAGCAAAAGGUGUUACAACAAGAGCUUCAACGAACGAUACAGGAUGGGCAGGUUCCUCAGCGAUCACCAGAUCAGGACAACGUGUUUUCGACGCUGCAGCAACAACAGAACCCGAAUCCAACAAAAUCACAGCAGCAACACGGUUUGACUCAGCAAUAUUCGCAAGAGAUUCUCGAUCCGCUUCAGCAUCCAACACUCUCAGGACAACAUCAACAGCAGCAAACAGAACAAUCACAACAGCGAGGUUUCCAACCAGAGCAGCGCCUACAUUUGUUGCUGAAUCAAAUGCAGUUGCAGCAACAACAACUAGAACAACAGCUGCGGCAGGAGCAGCAGAGGCGGCAGCAGCUGGAAUGGCAGUUACAACACCAACAGCACCAACAAAGCGUGGCAGCAGUGCAACAGCAGGCGAACUAUGCGCCAAACUAUACCUAUGGAUCCAUUUCGGGAUACUGGGGUCCUCAAAACCAGAGAGAGUCUGGAAUAGCCCAGGAACCACAACGAACCGGCCUUACUCCACCGGUAGGAGUUCCGUCCAGACCCAACACACCCAGAACAUCCAAUCAACCGGCCAAUUCUAAUCGAUUCUUACAACCAGUGCACAAAUGGCCUUUUGAAUACGCCGGCGAGAACAACAUAGUAAAGCUGGGAGAGUUCUUAAAUCAAGUAAACACUUACGCGGUCACAGAGGGCAUGGACGAUCAAGCCCUGCUUCGUUCCAUCAAGCAUUUACUGAAGGGUCGGGCUCUUCAGUGGUACACGCGGUCAUACCUCGACCUUACGACAUGGGAGAUCUUUAAGGCUGAAAUCAAACAAGAGUUUCUGCCUCCCAACUACUCCGAGAUUGUAAAACAGGAUCUGUACUUGCGUUUCCAAGGUCCAAACGAACCCUUUACGAACUUCUACAGAGAUCUAGUAGCGGCCUUCGAGAUCAUAGAUCCUCCAAUAACUGAAUCCGAGAAAUUGUUUAUCUUGAAAUCCCACCUGAACUCAGACUUCUCACCAAUCGCUUCAGCAUCCCGCUCUGGCAGCGUGCGAGAAUUAGUAUCAGUUUGCAAGGAUUUUGAAGUCUCACGCUCCUAUGCCAUACGGGGACGUGCUUCUACAGCAGCGCGACCGGAAGUCUCAGCAUUUCAGCGACCAGCACCUAAUCGAAUCGAUCGCAAUCCAGUCAACAACGUGAAUCGCUUCCCCAUGAACAGACAACCGUUUGGGAUAGCGCAAGUCAACAUGAUGGAGCUGAACCAAGACAACGAGGAAGAUCUGGAUUUGGGAAACAUCAGAGAGCGAAAGGCAUUCCAACAGGACAUUGCUCUUCGAAAUGAAUUGGCAAUGAAUGUGGUUGAAGAAGUGAACGCAAUGCGAACACAAAACGACUGGAGAGCAAGGCCAGCGGACAACAUUUUGGAGGUUCCAGUAAGAGAAAGCAGCAACAGAGACUUGGCGACGGCGGUCGUAUGCUGGCAAUGUGAUAAUCCCGGUCACACCUACCUAAGAUGCCCAAAUCCAAAGCGUUUCCUAUUCUGUUAUAGCUGUGGAAAGAAGGGUUGCACCACACGCAAUUGUGAUGCCUGCAUCCUUCGCUGGAGGCAGUUGGAGACACAGAACGCCCUUCAGGUUCCGGGAAACCGAAACUGGGAGAACCCGCAGUAAAGGGUGAGGG
Messenger RNA from Aedes albopictus (Asian tiger mosquito), 3690 nucleotides. RefSeq lists its product as uncharacterized. Gene Ontology annotation, molecular function: zinc ion binding; nucleic acid binding. Bases 1509 to 3680 code for a protein of 723 amino acids. The record is from RefSeq and is a predicted model, not a curated record. The transcript has 2 exons. NCBI's taxonomy places the organism in Eukaryota, Metazoa, Arthropoda, Insecta, Diptera, Culicidae.